This is a messenger RNA of Micromonas pusilla CCMP1545, 1486 nucleotides long. RefSeq lists its product as uncharacterized. The record is from RefSeq and is a predicted model, not a curated record. Bases 452 to 1486 code for a protein of 344 amino acids. Gene Ontology annotation, molecular function: protein dimerization activity; DNA-binding transcription factor activity. The transcript has a single exon. Gene Ontology annotation, biological process: regulation of DNA-templated transcription. Lineage: Eukaryota; Viridiplantae; Chlorophyta; Mamiellophyceae; Mamiellales; Mamiellaceae.
CGGCGUCGCCACGCCCGAACUAGCGAUGGAGAACAUACGCGUGAUGCCGGACGAGAGUGAUCUCGCGUCUUUGUUCGAUACAAAUGACGGGGGUAACACUUUUACGGACAGCGAGCUUCAUGAACUCCUAGGCAUUGUUGAAAGCACAAGUUACGCAGCGACGGCCUCUGAUCGUGAGUCACUUACCCCCAAUCCACGCGGCGCUUUGUAGGCCCCCAACGAACCGUUUCUCUACUUAUUUGUGAUACUCGAUCGCGUGCCAACCAUCGGCAUAUCACUAACAUGUCUCCUAUCUCUUCGUCCUUCAUGACACUUCGCAGUUGUAGGCAGUCUAAAUCACGUUGACCUAGGCUUUGCGAGUGUCCCCCAGAACGUAGCUGGAGUGACCAGUAAGCCGAGCCUCGAACAGUCUCACAUUUCAACGCUGGCUCCUAUUGUCUCACAGGACCAAAUGACCAUCUCCAACCAGGGGGGGGGUCGACCUGCAGGGAAAGUGAACGUGGCUGGCGCCGUCAGUGGAGAUACAAAAGGAAGUGGUGGGGCUCAACACGUGAAAGAAGCACUCAAUACUGCCGUGGAGUUUGGAGUAAACGGGUUAGCCCGUGCGCACUUCGUCUCCACCACGAGUCUCCAGUUUCAGCCUUCAACGCGUUACAUUUCAUACACCAGUGAUUCAGAGAGAGUUGAAAAAACGCUGAAUUCGAGUAAACAGGACAAGGUUGUGAACCCAUUGAUUGAAAAGAAUUUAUCGUCGAAACCGACAGUGCGUUCCUCUGUUUCGCCUGUUCGAGGUGAUGCAAGUGAUGGAUACGGUACGAGAGUUUCCCACGGUGCAUCAGAGAAGCAGCGUCGCGACCGGAUAAACGCGAUGAUCGAUGAACUGCGAUGUCUCGUUCCUGCUGGCGGUGAGGAGCAGGAUGCAGCUCAGGGGGAAGAUAGAAGAAGGUCGAAAUUCUCAGUUCUGCAGGACACGAUAAAUUUGAUAAGGACAUUGACUGUGACGGUCGAGAAACAGCGAAGACGAAUAGCAAAAUUAAGCAGCAGUGGUGGUGGCGAUUUCGGCGUCGAUUUUCAACCUGAACACGUCCCACACACGCGCACGUCAUCCCCUUCCACUGACUCUAUGCAUACCAAAGACGGCAUGAUAAAAUUCAGUGUCGACCUGAGAAAUGAUAAUUGUUACAUAAAAUUUCACACCAUUGACCGUCGUGGUUUACUUCCAGACCUGAUGUCUGCACUUCACGAACUCCCUAUGGACAUCACCCGCGCAAACAUCACAACGAAAGUGGACGACGCUGGGCGAAUGUGGGUGACCGACAUAUUCGAGCUGAAAAUUGGGGGUAUAAGAGGGGGUUUGCCACGGAUUUGCAGCGGCGAGGUGAAGCGGCGACUGCGAAACGCGCUUGUGGCGUCAACUAGAGCGUUCGAGGGUGAAGAUGGCAGCGGGAGUAAAAAGCGGAAAGAAAACGAUAACGGGGGGGGUUGA